AUGCAUAAAAAAACCUCGAUUUCACGGGCCAUCCGAUUGUCAGAAGACCCACUAACACGUAUCCUUUCUCUUCGCUUCCAGGACCUCGAAGGCGACACUCCGUUGCACGACGCCAUUUCCAAGAAACGUGACGACAUGUUAACCCUUUUACUGGAUCACAAUGCCGACAUAACCCUAACCAACAACAAUGGAUUCAACGCCCUGCAUCAUGCCGCCCUACGUGGAAAUCCAAGUAGCGACUUGACCAGAUUGGAGUCGAACAAAUCCGAAUAUGUGAUGCCGAUGUCGUCGACAUUCUUCUCCAUCGAGGACCCUUCAAAGUGGAUUCCAUCGAUCGGCGCCAUCAGCCAGAGAUCAUCCGUCGAGAAUAGACGGCCAGGAUUACCGAAGACGUCGAAUCACUCGAGGAAUUGGUACGUCCGCACGAAUUAG
This is a messenger RNA of Phaedon cochleariae (mustard beetle), 432 nucleotides long. The record is from the annotation of a GenBank genome assembly. Lineage: Eukaryota; Metazoa; Arthropoda; Insecta; Coleoptera; Chrysomelidae.